Mus musculus (house mouse) is the source of this 4480-nucleotide messenger RNA. It is a transcript of the gene Zhx3, whose product is annotated as zinc fingers and homeoboxes 3. Gene Ontology annotation, molecular function: DNA-binding transcription factor activity; protein heterodimerization activity; protein homodimerization activity. The transcript has 4 exons. The record is from RefSeq and is marked provisional. NCBI's taxonomy places the organism in Eukaryota, Metazoa, Chordata, Mammalia, Rodentia, Muridae. Gene Ontology annotation, cellular component: nucleus; nucleoplasm. Gene Ontology annotation, biological process: negative regulation of DNA-templated transcription; positive regulation of osteoblast differentiation. The coding region runs from base 457 to 3312 and encodes 951 amino acids.
CCGAGCUCGGCCGAGCGGCCGGGAGUCAGUUGGUGCUGCUCGUCUUCGCCCCAGAAGCAGUCCGUGGAUCUGGCGUCGCCACCGCCGCCGCCGCCGCCUCCGCGGGGCCUGUGCCGGCCGGCCGCCCACCAAGGAAGGAGGGAGGCUCGCGGCGUGGGGAGAGCAGCGGGGGCCACGGGUGCCGCCGCCGCCGCCGCCAGGGCUGAAUUGCAGCUACAGAGGCAGCAAACGACUCCUUAAAGAUGCCACAGGACUGCAGAAAGUGAAGGGGACCUUGGAGAAGAUGAUGAAGGAAAAAGAAUGUUUCUCCCAAGGACAAGAAGCUUAAGGAAAAGUGGCUUUCUGCAAAUAACUGACAAAACUGACCUUAGAAGCACUUCCCAGGGCCUCAUGGAGUAGCUGGAAUUUGUACUACAAGGCUUUCUUGCCUACUGGUUACCUGAAGUGGUUGUCGCCAUGGCCAGCAAAAGGAAGUCCACCACCCCAUGCAUGAUCCCCGUUAAGACCGUGGUGCUGCCGGGUGCCAGCACAGAGCCUCAGCCUGUGGAGUCUCUGCCUGAAGGUCCCCAGCAGGAUCUUCCCUCAGAGGCACCUGAUGCGAGCAGCGAGGCAGCCCCAAACCCCAGCAGCACUGAUGGCUCUGCCCUGGCAAAUGGGCACCGGAGCACUUUGGAUGGCUAUGUAUAUUGCUGUAAAGAGUGUGAGUUCAGGUCCCAGGAUGUGACCCACUUUAUAGGACAUAUGAACUCAGAGCACACAGACUUUAAUAAAGACCCAACUUUUGUAUGUACAGGGUGCAGUUUCCUGGCAAAAAACCCUGAAGGACUUUCCCUGCAUAAUGCCAAGUGUCACUCAGGGGAAGCCAGCUUUUUGUGGAAUGUGACCAAGCCAGACAAUCAUGUAGUAGUGGAGCAGAGUGUCCCUGACAGUGCUAGCUCAUCUGUCCUAGCAGGUGAGUCUACUACGGAAGGGACUGAAAUCAUCAUUACCAAGACUCCAAUCAUGAAGAUAAUGAAAGGCAAAGCUGAAGCCAAAAAAAUCCAUAUGCUUAAAGAGAACGCUCCUAAUCAGCCUGGGAGUGAGGCCUUGCCUAAGCCAUUGGCAGGGGAGAGAGAGGUUAAAGAGGGGGACCACACUUUCAUCAAUGGGGCAGCUCCAGGCAGUCAGGCAUCUGCUAAGUCCACAAAACCCCCUCCUGCUGCCAAUGGGCCCCUGAUAGGAACAGUGCCUGUCUUGCCAGCUGGUAUAGCACAGUUCCUCUCCCUCCAGCAGCAGCCCCCAGUACAUGCCCAACACCACACCCACCAACCCCUGCCUACAUCCAAGACCCUUCCGAAAGUCAUGAUCCCCUUGAGCAGCAUCCCAACAUAUAAUGCAGCUAUGGACUCCAACAGCUUUCUGAAGAACUCCUUCCACAAAUUCCCCUACCCAACCAAAGCUGAGCUCUGCUAUUUGACUGUGGUGACCAAGUAUCCAGAAGAACAGCUUAAAAUCUGGUUCACAGCCCAGAGGCUGAAGCAAGGAAUCAGCUGGUCUCCUGAGGAGAUUGAAGAUGCCAGGAAAAAGAUGUUCAAUACAGUCAUCCAGUCUGUGCCUCAGCCCACAAUCACAGUUCUAAACACCCCGCUUGUUGCCAGUGCUGGCAAUGUACAGCACCUCAUCCAGGCUACUCUCCCAGGUCAUGCUGUGGGACAGCCUGAGGGCACAGCAGGGGGGCUGUUGGUCACUCAACCACUGAUGGCCAAUGGGUUACAAGCAUCAAGCUCAUCUCUCCCUCUGACAACUGCAUCUGUUCCCAAGCCAACUGUGGCACCCAUUAACACUGUGUGUUCAAAUUCGGCAUCAGCUGUGAAAGUUGUCAAUGCAGCCCAGUCACUCCUCACAGCAUGCCCCAGCAUAACUUCCCAAGCUUUCCUUGAUGCAAACAUCUACAAAAAUAAGAAGUCUCAUGAACAGCUCUCGGCUCUGAAAGGAAGCUUCUGUCGGAACCAGUUUCCUGGGCAGAGUGAAGUAGAGCAUCUGACCAAAGUGACAGGCCUCAGUACCAGAGAGGUGCGGAAGUGGUUCAGUGACCGGAGAUAUCACUGCCGGAAUCUGAAGGGCUCCAGGGCCAUGAUGCCCGGAGAGCAUGGCUCUGUUCUCAUUGACUCUGUGCCAGAGGUGCCCUUUCCCCUGGCAUCUAAAGUUCCAGAGGUGACCUGUAUCCCAACAGCAACCUCACUAGUAAGCCACCCUGCCACCAAACGACAAUCUUGGCACCAGACCCCAGACUUCACACCAACCAAAUACAAAGAAAGAGCCCCAGAGCAGCUGCGAGUCCUAGAGAACAGCUUUGCACAAAACCCACUUCCCCCCGAGGAGGAGCUGGACCGCCUAAGAAGUGAAACGAAAAUGACUCGAAGGGAAAUUGAUGGCUGGUUCUCAGAGAGGCGGAAAAAGGUGAAUACUGAGGAGACAAAGAAAGCUGAUGGGCACAUGCCUAAGGAGGAGGAGGAGGGUGCUGAGCAGGAGGGUAGAGAUGAAGAGUUGGCCAAUGAGCUGAGGGUCCCUGGUGAAAAUGGCUCUCCUGAAAUGUUUCUUAGCCAUGCCUUGGCAGAACGGAAGGUCAGCCCCAUCAAAAUCAACCUCAAGAACCUGCGGGUCACUGAAGCCAGUGGCAAGAGUGAGUUUCCAGGGAUGGGUGUCUGUGAGCCUGAGGAAGAUGGUUUGAACAAGUUGGUAGAACAGCCACCAAGCAAAGUAAGCUACAAAAAGACCGCACAGCAGCGUCAUUUGCUUCGGCAGCUCUUUGUCCAAACACAGUGGCCAAGCAACCAGGACUAUGACUCCAUUAUGGCCCAAACAGGGCUGCCCCGGCCAGAGGUGGUACGCUGGUUUGGAGAUAGCAGGUAUGCCCUUAAGAAUGGCCAGCUCAAGUGGUACGAAGACUAUAAGAGGGGAAACUUCCCACCAGGUUUGCUGGUCAUAGCCCCUGGCAACCGAGAGCUGCUGCAAGAUUAUUACAUGACACACAAGAUGUUGUGUGAGGAAGAUCUGCAGACCCUCUGUGAUAAGACCCAGAUGAGUGCCCAGCAGGUCAAGCAGUGGUUUGCUGAGAAGAUGGGUGAAGAGACCCGGGCUGUGGCAGAUAUAAGCAGUGAGGAUCAGGGCCCUAGAAAUGGAGAGCCUGUGGCAGUUCACAAGGUGCUGGGUGAUGCCUAUUCGGAGCUGUCUGAGAACAGCGAAUCAUGGGAGCCAAGUGCUCCUGAGGCCAGCUCAGAGCCUUUUGACACUUCAAGUCCCCAGUCUGGACGUCAACUCGAAGCAGACUGAAUUUGAUCUUGAUUACUGUGAAGGACCGGCCAGUCUGGGAUGCUGUAUGCCAUGUGGAAGGGCCAAAACUGCCACAUAUCAUCUUGAUGGCCAGCUGCCAGGCACCAGGAGAGCCUCUGGAGCCUCGCUGAACCCAGAACCUGCCACCGCCCCAACCACCUUCCGCCUGACAUUUCUGAGCAAAUAGCAAUGGUUUCUCAUCAGCCCAUCUUCCCACAGAGCAGGACCUUUCCAUGGCCUCCCAGGGACAAUUCAGAUUGCAUAUACCUAGACCCAGAAUCAAGUUGUUAGCAUAUACAGCUGCCUAUAUUCAUUUAAUAAAGCAUACUACUACAGACAUUUUCAAUACAUAGGAACUCGGGUUACCAAAACAGUACAGCUCUGACAAUGCCAUGUCUGUUUUCUGGGAAGCUGAGACCACAGGGACCCUCAUCCUCUGCAACAGUGGGAGUCCCAGGCAUGCUCAGAACUGCACCAGGCCUGGCCCUACUUGUCUUCUCAAGGGAACAGAUUGUUGGAAGAGAUCUCUGCAUCACUGAGUGGAGGCAAGCCACAUUUUGUGCCAGACUUGUCUUGUGUUCUGAUUGACAAAGAGCCCACUGUUACCUUCAGUUCUGAACACAACCAAGCUAUGACAUUACCAUUGGAUGCUAACCAUUCUCUUUAGUUAACUGUAAUUCUGGUUUUUUUUUGUUUGUUUGUUUGUUUUUGAGUUUGAAUCAUGGACCAACUUCUCCAUUAUCAGAUCAACUAAAGAAACCAUUGUUGUAAAGCCCAAUCUACUGACCUGUAGCUCCCUUCAGCCCUUCAAUCCAGACUCCUUUAGAACAAAAGGAAAGUGAUCAAAGUAGAGCCAAUUGCUGUGGCUUUGGUCACCAAAGUGCUCAAUGCCUCCUGCAGGUCAGAAGGAAAUACAUGGUGGCUGGAGGAAGAAUGAGGCUGAAGGGCUUGGGAGAUUUGAAGUGACUAGAGCUACACUGUUCUUGAACACAAAGACCUGCAGGUCAGAGUUCCUGGCAAAAUGCCUGUCACACACCAAGGGCCCUGGCCAGCUACUGGUUUCAUGAUCCAGAGGUGCUGGGCAUCACUGGACAGAUUCCUGUGAGGGUGUUUUUAAAGUUCCACAUUUAUAUUCCCAACCUGAGAAACAAGUACUCUAUCUACUUUU